Messenger RNA from Aureobasidium vineae, 3255 nucleotides. NCBI's taxonomy places the organism in Eukaryota, Fungi, Ascomycota, Dothideomycetes, Dothideales, Saccotheciaceae. The record is from the annotation of a GenBank genome assembly.
UUGACCGACAUCAACUCCCUGCUCGAGUUUCUGAGCGACGAUGACCGGCCCACUUUCUUGAUCGAGGUCCUUUCUUCGAAUGUUGCUGUUCCUCACAUCCCUCGUGUCGUAUUCCAGAAUGCCGCUUUCUCCUCGUUCCUCGAGCGCACAGUCACCAAAGACUCGUAUGAUGACUGGCUUCGAUCGCUGUCUACGAGCGUAGCAAUACCUAGUAAUCGACCCGUGAAACCUUUCGGAGGAAGAGCCUGGUCGAGUAAACGUUUUCGCAAUGCCUGGAGGGUUGUCUAUUGCAGCCAAUGGGAAGAUGACAGAAAGCUGGAUAGCGUUGCCGAAGCACACACAACGCCACACAACCAUGGCCAGGAAGACACAGACAUGACAGGCUCGGAACAUGGGCUUCAACCUUCUCCUUGGACAGAUGCACAGGAAAAGAUAAUUGACUGGACUCGCUCCCCUCAGAAAGUACGCCAGUCGACAUGGAUCGACUUUAUCAAAACAUACCCUUUCGAAAAGACCUUUCUUGGGCCCAUGUCGCGAUGGUCGGAUGACUUGCGACGUCUGGCAGUCCAGAUCAUGUCUUCACCAGCUCCUAGGAUGGUAUACUGGGGACCAGAGCAGGCCAUCCUCUACAACGAGGCAGCUGCAACUUUGCUUGGUUCCAAACACCCCAAUUUCGCUCUAGGAAAUCGUUUCAUUGAUGUCUGGGGUCCUGAGAUACACGAGAAGCAUAUGAAGAUGAUUAGAACAGCCUUGGACCGAGGCCAAGUCGCCGAAGCCCGGGAGAUGGAAGCUGUUCUGGAACGUAACGGGUUUGUCGAAGAGACCUAUUGGGACGUCGUAUUACAGCCCUGUAGCGGACCAGAAGGUCAUAUGGUUGCCGUCCUGAACACAUACCAGGAAUGCACAUCUUCAGUUUUCCAAAAUCAACGACGGAAACUCAUCGACAAGAUCCAAGCCAUUAUACCCACCGUUGACAGGUUCCCCGACCUCUGGACAUCAGUAGCAGCGGAGCUGCGUAACCAUCUUCAGGAUUCAGCAUACUCCUUAAUAUACACGGCCGUCAAUCAACCUACCGAGUCAGGCUACGCACAUGCUAGCGAUCGAGUGGAUACCUUCCAACUGGAACUGCAAAUAACGUCAGGAAUCGCAUCGCAAAUUUUCGAGUCUGUUGUCCACACUGGCGAGCGAUUCCAUAGACCUUCGUUAGGACCCGUAUUUGCCGAAGCUCGCGAGACCCAACAAAUUGUCGUACUACAGCACGACAACCUUCCNCCAGAGCUGGCUUUACUCAUACCAGAUCGCGGGUUUGUGACUACGGCUUGUAUCUUGCCUAUCGCAAGUGUAUCUGGACAGCAAAUUGCUUUCAUCGUCCUUGGAAUGAACCCGCGGAGGCUUUUUACGGAUGAGACUCGUCUCUUCAUCAGCCAUAUGUCCGAUCUAGUAUCCAAAGCUGCUGCUAUGAUUUCUCUUCCUGAGGAGCAGAGGCGAGAUCAGGAAAAGUUUGAACAAAUCAACUUCGCACUCUCCCAGCAGCUGCAGAUUAUCGCUUUGAAGGCCGAGAAGAACGAGGAGACUUUUACUCGUAUGGCACAGAAUGCGCCCUUUGGAAUGUAUNNGUAUAUGUUUGACCGUGACGGCAACCCGAAAUACGUCAACGACGCAUAUCUUCGACUGAUUGGCCUCGAUCGUGAUACGUUCGAACAGGCCGCAUCUCGUGGACUAGCAUGGAGAGAUACAAUAUACGAAGAGGACAUAGAUCUGGCCACACACAUAUGGACGCGAAUGAGAGACUCGAAAACACCACAGACGUUCGAGUACCGAGUGAAAAUGGCCCCUACACAACCUGGUGAGAAGCCUGGCACCCGAACACUCGAGACGAUCUCUUUCCCAGAGAUCGAUGAGAGUGGACGUAUCAUCACAGUACAGGGCUGGCUUAUGGACAUUUCUCCUCGUAAACGUUUACAGACUCUCAUGGCACAGCGUCUGGAAGACGCUCUCGAAACCAGACGAGCAUCAGAGAACUUCAUCGAUAUGGGUAGGCUGGCCAGCUCUGCUUUUAGUACUUGUACUAACCAACAUUANGUCUCGCAUGAGAUGCGCAAUCCAUUGUCAGCCAUACUACAGCUUGCGGACGGUAUUCUUGGCUCGCUCGAUACUGCCCCAGUGCAGGAUCCCGUUUCCUUGCCAGCUGACACGAUCAAUAUGAUGGUCGAUGCAGCUCAAACCAUUACUCUCUGUGCUCAACAUCAGAAAUGCAUUCUUGACUCUUCAUUGCUUGUUAUAACCCCGGAUAAGGUCCACCCGCCAACACUCAUCGAGAAGUCCCUCAAGAUGUACGAUGCCGAACUUGCCAGGGCAGAUAUUGAGGCCAAACUGGUGGUUGAACAGAGCUACCUCGACGCGCGCCUGAAUUACGUGAUGCUCGAUCCCAGCAGAGUACUGCAAGUCAUCAUCAAUCUCUUGACCAACGGAAUCAAGUUCACUCGAGAUUGCCCGACGCGGAAGAUCUCAGUAUACUUGUCAGCGUUCGAGAAGCCGCCAGUUAGAGGUCAACGUAGUGUCACCUUCAUCGAGCCACGACCACGACAAUCAAGUCUCUCCACCUCACCAGAGUGGGGUCCUGGNGGAGAAGUCUAUAUUCAAUUUGCGGUGCAGGACACUGGAAAGGGUUUGACAGAAGAUGAACUCAAGUUGCUAUGGCAGAGAUUCAGCCAAGCAAACCCCAAGACUUACAAGCAAUAUGGUGGCAGCGGUCUUGGUCUAUUCAUCUCUCGUGAGUUGACCGAGUUACAAGGNGGGCAGAUUGGUGUCCACAGCGAAGCCGGUGUCGGAAGCAUCUUCAUGUUCUACAUCAAAGCCAGACGCUGUGUCGACGAGCCAAAGAGCCGACAGACGAGCUUCUCCGCCCCUACUGCCACUAGUCCGGUCCUCCUNCCCCACACAGCGUCCGCGGCAAGGAGGGCCAAUGUCAGCGAAGGCUCUGUGCAUACCCUGUCAUCGCCUACUUCCACCGUUCCUCCUCAAGAUAUCCAUAUCCUGAUCGUCGAGGAUAAUAAGAUUAACCAGCGCGUCAUGUCACAACAGCUUCGCAAACUUGGUUGUAUCGUCCACACAGCCGACCACGGUCAAGAUUGUCUCGACUUCCUAGAAACGACAACUUUUGCUUCCGAUUCUAAAAACAUACCACUCUCUAUAAUUCUCAUGGAUCUAGAGGUAUGUUCUGCUAUCGCCAUGUGCUUGUAUCUCAACCUGUAA